Puccinia graminis f. sp. tritici CRL 75-36-700-3 is the source of this 534-nucleotide messenger RNA. RefSeq lists its product as uncharacterized. The record is from RefSeq and is a predicted model, not a curated record. The transcript has 7 exons. Bases 1 to 375 code for a protein of 124 amino acids. NCBI's taxonomy places the organism in Eukaryota, Fungi, Basidiomycota, Pucciniomycetes, Pucciniales, Pucciniaceae.
AUGUGCUAUGUGGAUGACACCACCUUCGUCAUUCUGCUCAGUCGAUCCCAUGCUGAUGGAGGAAAAGAAGAAUUCGGCGGUUUAGAGCCCGCAUACCCAAGGAGUUACGUUCGGACGGCGAUUGGGUUUCCAUUUACCAUCAAUGGCAACCAACAGUGCAAAACUUGCGAAAUUUUCGUCGCCCAAGGUUGUCACAGUUUCAAGACACCAAAUGAUAGACCUACCAAUCAACCUUGCGAUCUUGCGUUCGUGCCAAUAGAACAUCGUGACGGAGAGUCAACAUGCAAGACUACGAAGGGAGCCUUCCAUUGCUAUUCUGGGCGCGAUAAGACAAUCGGUAAUGGUGGUUGUUAUGACUGCGCUAGCCCUCACUAAAUAGAAUCUGGACUGCAUUGGUAGCUUGAUAGUACCUGAUCAAAAAUUGAAGCAUGAAUUCUAAUACCACAAUCCCAGUAUUGAUGCCACUUUGUUACAAUCUGUUGUGAGAAUACACAAACUGAUAUAUGAAUUGAGACAAAAAUUCUCCCAUCAGAG